AAAAAAAAGCUUCACUGUAACUCUCUAACACAUUCAUUUAAAACGCGCCAUUACCUUAUCACACCACUCUUCUCACCUCUCUCUUCUCUCUAACUCUCCGAACAUGACAGACGACAGAGUCUACCCCGCGUCAAAACCUCCCGGCGCAGCCACCACCAACCCAACUUUCCCGGCUAACAAAGCUCAGCUCUUCAACGCAAACCGCCCCGCGUACCGCCAACCGCCCUCCCGCCGCCGCACACAUUCCCGCGGAUGCUGCUGCCGCUGCUGCUGCUGGACGAUCUUCCUCCUCAUCCUCCUCAUCCUCCUCGCCGCCGCCGCCUCCGCCGUCGUCUACCUUAUCUACCGUCCGCAACGCCCCACCUUCACCGUCUCCUCCCUCAGAGUCUCCUCCCUCAACUUCACCUCCGCCAACCACCUCACCACCGCCAUCUCCCUCUCCGUCGUCGCCAAGAACCCCAACAAGAACGUCGCCUUCGACUACGGCGUCACAGACAUCACCGUCUUCAAAACCUCCCCCGGAGACGACGACGAUGACGUCGUCAUCAUCGGUAAAGGCACGGUCGCUCCGUUUCUCCACGGGAAGAAGAACACGACUCUGCUGAAGUCGACGAUCGGGAGCCCUCCCGGAGAUCUUGAUGAGCUCUCGGCGGGGAAGCUUAAGGGAGAGCUGAAGGCGAAGAAGGCCGUGGCGGUUAAGAUUGUGCUCGAUACGAAGGUGAAGGUGAAGAUGGGAUCUGUGAAGAGUCCUAAGUCGGGGAUUAGGGUUACUUGCGAAGGGGUUAAAGUGGUGGCUCCGAGUGGGAAGAAGGCGACGACGGCUGUUACUUCGGUGGCUAAGUGUAAGGUUGAUCUUAGGAUCAAGAUCUGGAAAUUCACUUUUUAA
Messenger RNA from Eruca vesicaria subsp. sativa (arugula), 886 nucleotides. NCBI's taxonomy places the organism in Eukaryota, Viridiplantae, Streptophyta, Magnoliopsida, Brassicales, Brassicaceae. The record is from the annotation of a GenBank genome assembly.